Molecule: messenger RNA, 1065 nt
Organism: Aspergillus pseudotamarii
Lineage: Eukaryota; Fungi; Ascomycota; Eurotiomycetes; Eurotiales; Aspergillaceae
Product: isopenicillin N synthase family dioxygenase
Exons: 4
Coding region: 1-1065 (354 amino acids)
Source: RefSeq, a predicted model, not a curated record
AUGACUACACAGACAUACACGCAAAUCGAACUCUUGAGCGCCAAUGGCACAGUGUUGCGCCGCGUGUCAACUGCGCCCCCCAGACUGCCAACAGAUGAUGAAAUUCCAGUCAUUGAUCUGGCACCCAUCGAUGGCACUCUGGAUAAAAGAAAGGCCUUGGCUUCCAGGAUCAAAGCGGCAUCCGAGAACACAGGCUUCUUUUAUGUUCGCAAUCAUGGGAUUCCCGAGGAGCUAAUUCAGAAUUCGCUGUCGCAAGCAAAGACCUUCUUCAACCAGCCACUAAGUCAGAAGAUGAAGACUGAUUUUAGUGCCUCGAAGGUUUCGGCUGGUUACCACGGAGUGGGGAGCACGCAGGUCAAUCGGAAAGAGACGAGAGAUCUCAAGGAGACUUUCUCGAUGAGAUAUGACCCAAGAAUUGAUCCAACUUGCACUGACCCCAAGAGUGUUCUUGAACAAGAAGGCAAAUCUCGCGACGAUGGCGACUAUAUCUGGAAGGGAACUAGUCAUCUCCCAAAAUUUCAGGAAGUGACUGUUUCCUUCUGGCAGAGUCGCUUGGCAUUGGCCCGGAAAUUGGUCCGCAUUUUCGCUCUCGCGCUCGGCGAGCGAGAAGACUACUUUGAUGGUGUCACCAGUCAUCCGGGUGCAGAUGCACUUUAUAUCCACUAUCCAGGAGUACCAGAUGUUGCGGCCGACUCAAAUAUUGACGUUGGCAUUGGAUCCCACACCGACAUCCAAUGUUUCACUCUGCUCUGGCAGGACAACUCCGGCGGCUUGCAGGUACUGUCUGCCCAGGAUGAGUGGAUUGACGCCCGCCCAAUUGAAGGAACUCUCGUAGUCAACAUUGGGGACUUCCUUCAACGCCUCUCGAAUAAUAAAUUCAAAUCUACAGUCCACAGGGUAUAUAACCGUCAGCCGGACUCACGCUAUUCGAUGCCGUUUUUCUUUGGGUUCAACCCUGAGGCAGUCUGUAAGGUUGUUCCAUCCUGCGUGGAUGAUGGGCAUCCGCCUCUGUACGAGCCAAUCUCAUGCGGUGAAUGGCAUAAGGUGCGAUUGGCACCAUGUUAG